UUUACUCUUUGUUUGCGUAUGGUGAGUUACACGUCACACUCGUACAAGCAUCUGCCACUUCAUUGGAACAGGAAAAAACGAAAGUGACGAUGGGCUCAAUAUGGUCUCAUGGUACCAGCAUAGAGGAAGUAGAUGGUCCAGACGUAUCUAAAUUAGAUAGAAAAAUUAAGAUGAUAUGGAGACAAGAUCGAAUUCGCAUUACCAAACAAGACAACGGACAGGUAGGAAGCAAUUUCAAUGGCUGGCGAAAACCUGUUUCGAAAUUUGCUCGAAAUGAAGGCAUACUUGCUGAACACCUUCGAGAGAACGUUUACACAGGAGAAUACGAUAUAUCCGACGGGCUUUGGCAGAAAUCCUGCGGAGUUGUAGAUGAAAUAACGCGAUUCUUUCAUGUAACACUGAAGAAAAACACUUCAAGGUAUUAUCCUUGCAUCAGUUUUGGAGAUUUUGUGAAGCAGGGUAGCUCUCGGGAGGGUUUGAAAAUUGGACAACCCGACGAGUUUGAUAUGGUUCUUCCAUUCACCAUUGAAGGAGUUGAUUUACACGCUGUUCCAGCUCUCGAUAAAAACGGAGAGCUUAUUCCGGCACACAUGAAACUACAGAUUUCAGAUUACGCACAGAUUCAGAAUGUCAAGAAAGGAAUCCUGUACCAAUCGCUAAGAAAGAACGGCGUUUUUGAAACGUGUGGCUCUGAUCUAUUUCUUAACGCAAUGUGCUUCCAGACGCGGGUUAUAUCAUCCAUCAUGGAAACCACCAUAGCAGAGAUACAGAAAAAAAUCGACGCAAAGAACAGGAAUCAAGCUUGCUCUUUUACUCUCAGUAAAACCAGCGUGUUUCCUCCCACGUUUAGAUUCAAAAUAAAAAUUAAAAGUGAUGAUGAUUUUGAUGAGCUCUCAUAUGGUCAAAAUUUAUUCUGUCAAUUUGAAAGUCGCAGCGCUGCAGCUGCAACUCCAGUCUGGAACGCCUCGUACAAAGUAAUUGAAUUCGAUAUUGUGCCGGGGCUGCUACUACAAACCGAUUCUGUCCCUAAUCCAGACAGCUGGUGGUUUUCAAUGACAUGUAACAGAUACGCCGUCAUGAAGUGGAUCCACAAAGGACGUUACGCAGAUGAUUAUCCUGAGCCGAAUCUGCUUUGGAGGGAAAGCUCAUGUGGGUACGAGAAGCAUAUAAUCGAUGCCAGUAGUAUGAACCAAAGUGACGUCUACAUCCUGACAGCUUGUAGGAUAUUAAAGGCCUACUUAGACGGCUUGGGAAACUCCUCACAGCUAUGUAGUCUUCUAACAUCAUACCAUAUCAAGAACAUUGCGAUCCACUGUAUUCUUCUUCAGCUGCACGCUUCUGGCGUCAGGGUGGCUUUGGGAUACCUAAUUGCGUUCCUGGAGAUAGGUCUUAAAAUGGAGUUCUUGCCACAUUAUUUCUACGGAAAUCCUUACAUUUCCAGCAUGUUUCCGACAUUAUCAGCCAACGCCAACCAGAGACGUCUCAACCUGUUUAGAAACAUUCCUCAUGACCACUUUGCACAAGCCAUACUUUCACUGAGGCGGAUGAAAGCCGAUUUAUACGGCUUGUUCACCGAAUGUAGUUACCUUGGUAACCAUCAGAGCAUCGAUUCCUUUCGGAAACUCUGCACUCUGUAUGAUGAAGACACAAGUGGCAGAUGCCUGCUGAUGUAAGUCUUAACUGAUGCAGACAUUGAUUGGUAGCCAUGCUCAUCAGAUAGGGAAAGAUGGCUUUUGGACAAGGAAGUGUGCAUGAGCAUGAACAACUGAUGAAGUUGAUUCCUAUUGAACAAGGGGACAAAACUAAAAAUUGUAAUGUAUAUUGCUACACGUGACUUAUUACUACAAAUGUAAAUGUAUGUGAUUGUUUAUUGUAGUAUUAUUUCACUAGCAUGGGGGUAUAUUGUAGAAUAAUUAUAACAGUAGAUGGUGUAUUGUUUAAUUCAACUUGCAGAUUAUACAUUGUUGUAUACCUUUACUAGUAGGUGUAACAUUGUCAUAUCGUUUUGCCAGUUGAUGGUACAUUGUAUCUUCUCCCAUCUCUUGGUAUGAAAGACACACGUGCAUCAUGUGGAACAUCACAAUGCAUGGGUGCACUCACUGACCUGUACUUUUAUGACGUCACAAUGAGAUAACGGGAUGUUGCUAUGACGUCACAAUUGAAAGUGCGUCAAAAUAACGUUUGACUGACUGGCAAUCCUGCCGUUUGCAAGUGACAACACCCUCAAGACAAUAUUUUGUGUAAAGGCUUGCCCUGUUUGUCAUUCCACGGAUGUUUUAAUGGUAUACUUAUGGUAUACCGUACUUUUUCUGCUCUUUCAAAAUACAGUUUGUGUAAUCGUUAUUUUGUAACUUUGCCAUAUUUAGUGUUUUCUAUGUACAGUUUUGCCAAACUUUCGGUUAGAACGUGGAAGAAAAAGCGGCAAUUGUUAUGUAUGUAUGAGGGAUAUGGAUAAUCGACCUUUUGGAGCAGAAUUCCGUAUAAGAACCUCAGCAAAUCUUCGGUUCUGACCCAUCUUCUAUACCUUUAGGUAGGAUAUCAAUAUCCCACACACUUAUAUAUGAUAAACUCUGUUAAUCAUUUUACAAUCAAAUGUUAUAUUAUAAACACUAGUAGGUGGUAUGUUAUGGUACCGUUAUACUGGUUGAUGAUAUAUAUUGUAUUAUAACUUUACUAGUAGGGGUAUUGUGAAUAUAGUGUUGCCAAUAUAUGGAGUAUUGUAUGAUUUUACAAAUAAAUAGUGUAUUGUAUAAUUUUAUAAAUAGAAAGUGUAUAGUAGUUUACCUCACUAUCAUGCACAUAAAUAGGAUAGAAAUGCCACAACCAAAGGAACAUGUUUAUGUACAAACAAAUAAUGUACACAAAAAUGUGAUCUAUCGCUCCUAACUGUACAUAACUUACAUAUGAUGUUCUUACAUAGCUUACCGAUUUCUUUGAUAGAGAUGUUUAGUUGCCAUCUUGUGACAAAAUAUCAAUUUCUUUAGUUCUGACCCAAUUUUGGAAUUGGUCAUGCUAUUUGGAACAGCGCAUCACGGAUUUGUUAAUACUGAAAGUAUUUAACUUGGAAAGAUUAUUUAUAUGACCACAAUAAAUGAAGAUCAAUUACUUUAACUGGAAAAUGUAAUUCAGCACAAUAGAUUGAAAUGACGUCAAACUUUGAAAAAUGGACUGUCCGUUCGAAUUUGCCAUACAGAACUAUAUAUACAGCAGAAAGCACGAUCAAAAGUCGGCUAAUUUUUCACGCUAGAUUAUUGUUGUCAUCAGAUCUCGCGGAGUGGCGGCGGUCGCCUCCUGUGUAUGUAGUUGCUUAUAUCGCUUAAUGGAAUCUGAAAAUUCAAAUCAAAUGGAAGCCAACACGGACGGAAUUCAGUUUUUCAUCUUGAAAUGAAAU
Molecule: messenger RNA, 3391 nt
Organism: Mizuhopecten yessoensis (Yesso scallop)
Lineage: Eukaryota; Metazoa; Mollusca; Bivalvia; Pectinida; Pectinidae
Exons: 3
Coding region: 90-1673 (527 amino acids)
Source: RefSeq, a predicted model, not a curated record